Molecule: messenger RNA, 5695 nt
Organism: Dicentrarchus labrax (European seabass)
Lineage: Eukaryota; Metazoa; Chordata; Actinopteri; Moronidae
Gene: itgb5
Product: integrin, beta 5
Exons: 16
Coding region: 756-3167 (803 amino acids)
Biological process (GO): cell adhesion mediated by integrin; cell migration; cell-matrix adhesion
Cellular component (GO): focal adhesion; integrin complex; cell surface
Molecular function (GO): integrin binding
Source: RefSeq, a predicted model, not a curated record
CUGAUCAUCAGUGUAACAACAGUGGAGGGAAAUUAACUUAAAGUCGUGCCCCCCACCCCGCACCCCGACAGCUCCAGCCCUUGGGAACCUCCACUAGGUGUCCGCACCAGCAGCAGGGCUCAACCGAGAAAUGGAGCCAACUGAAAGCACCGAACGGGUUAAUGUAAUCCCUAGUUGGGAGUGGGCGGAGAUUCCAGCUGGAACGCCAACCGGGCCAAACCUAGUAAGCAACACGAAUGUGCGAGAGAAAAUCACUGCUGGAGUUGUGUAUGUGUUCAUCUGCUGGGCCUUUCUGUUCCCUCUUCCAGCUCACACUAGAACACAUUCUGACCCGACCCGACCCAGAAGUGCCAUGAGAUCGAUGGAGAAGUUUUGGACUUGCUGUCAGCUAUUGGUGAGGUCAAGACCUGGAGGGCUGUAGAGGCGUCAGAGAGAGAGAGAGAGAGAGAGAGAGACUCCCGGCGGACUGUAGCUGAAGAAGCGGAUCAGCAGGACUGUGUGGAGCGCUCGCUGUGUGCAGACUGUGAAACAAUGGAGAACUGUCUCUGCGUUUCCACGGAUCCUUCAUUAUGAGCCCACUCUGAGCGCUUCAGUGGAGCCGACAUGGUCUAAGCGCACUUUACCGCUGUGGUUUGCGCAGAUCCGACGGGACUACAUCCAAUGAGAGCUCUGGCGGUAAAGGAACACAUCGGUGUCAACUGCGAAUAGAGAUACAAAUAUUUCCCAGAGCGUUGAUAAACACGCUGAGUGGCACCAUGUGGAGCCCGGGGACUCGGAUGUGGCGAGCGGCGCUGUGCUGCAUGCUUCUGCACACAGUUGUGCACACUGCUGGAGGUCUCAACAUGUGUAUGAGUGGCAGCGCUACGUCGUGUGAAGAAUGCCUCCUCAUUCACCCCAGUUGCGCCUGGUGCGCACAAGAGGAUUUUGGUAGAGGGCGGACGCUGACGUCACGGUGCGAUUUUAGUCAAAACUUGCAGAAGAGGGGCUGCGAUUCACGGUUCAUUGAGGACCCCCACAGCAGCAUUUCUGUCCUAACGAACAUGCCCCUGAGUUCUAAAGGGUCCGGUUCAACCCAGUACGAUGUUAUCCAGAUCUCGCCUCAGAACAUCUCUCUCAGCCUGCGGCCAGGAGACCAGACGUGGUUUGGGGUGCAGGUGCGGCAGGUGGAGGACUACCCGGUGGAUCUCUACUACCUGAUGGACCUCUCUCUUUCCAUGAAAGACGAUCUGGACACCAUCCGGAACUUAGGCACCAAGCUGGCCCUGGAGAUGGGCAAGCUCACCAGCAACUUCAGGCUGGGCUUUGGUUCCUUUGUGGACAAAAACAUGUCCCCUUUCUCUUACACAGCACCCAAGUACCAGGAGAAUCCGUGCAGUGGAUACAAGCUGUUCCCCAACUGCGUCCCCACCUUCGGUUUCCGCCACAUCCUCUCACUGACGGAUAAAGUGGACCGCUUUAACGAGGAGGUCCAGAAGCAGAUGGUAUCUCGCAACCGGGACGCACCGGAGGGCGGAUUCGACGCCAUCCUGCAGGCUGCUGUUUGUAAGGAGGAGAUAGGUUGGAGAAAGGAGGCCUACCACCUGCUGGUGUUCGCCACGGACGAUGUACCUCACCUUGCUCUGGACGGCAGGCUGGGAGGCCUUGUGCAGCCCCACGAUGGACGGUGUCACCUCAACGACCAGAAUGAGUACAGCGCCUCCACAAAGAUGGACUAUCCCUCACUGGCUCUUCUCGGAGAGAAACUGGCGGAAAAUAACAUCUUUCUCAUCUUUGCAGUGACGAAACGGCUGUACGUUAUUUAUAAGAAUUUUACUGCACUCAUACCUGGAACUACAGUAGAAAUCCUGGACCAGGACUCUAAGAAUGUCAUUCAGCUGAUCAUCACAGCUUACAAUAACAUCCGUUCUAAAGUGGAGCUGUCUGUGUGGGAUCACCCAGAGGACAUCAGCCUUUCCUUCACCGCCACCUGCCAGGAUGGAAAGCCGCUGCCGGGCCUCAGGAAGUGUGCCGACUUGAAGAUAGGAGACACAGUGUCGUUCAACGUGAGCGUGGAGGCGAGGGGCUGCCCUCCCCGUGGCACCGACCAGAGAUUCACCAUCAAGCCAGUUGGGUUCAAAGACCGCCUGGAGGUGCUUGUGGAUUACCAGUGUGACUGCGGCUGUAGCCGGACGGCGCAGACCAACAGCAGCAUCUGCAGCUCCAUAGGCACUUAUAACUGUGGGACCUGUCACUGCGAGCCGGGCUACCUAGGUGCCCGCUGCGAGUGCCAGGAGGGCGAGGCCAGCAGCAUGUACCUGAGUGCCUGCCGGGAGGCCGAGGGCAAGCAGAUCUGCAGCGGGCGAGGAGAGUGCAGCUGCAACCAGUGUCUGUGCUACGAGUCUGAGUUUGGCAAGAUUUACGGUAGCUUCUGCGAGUGUGAUGACUUCUCCUGCGCCCGACACAAAGGCAUCCUCUGCUCAGGUCAUGGAGAGUGUCACUGCGGGGAGUGUAAAUGCCAUGCCGGUUACAUCGGCGACAACUGCAACUGCUCCACCGAGACGUCGUCGUGCAUUUCGGACGACGGGAAGAUGUGCAGCGGGCGAGGCAACUGUGUGUGUGGCCGCUGUCAGUGCACUGAGCCAGGGGCCUUCGGGGAUACUUGUGAAAAGUGCCCCACCUGCCCUGAUGCUUGUGGCACUAAAAGGGAGUGCAUCGAGUGCCGGCUUUUCAACUCAGGACGCCUCGCAGACAACCAGACCUGCCAGCGCCUGUGCAAGGAUGAAAUCAUCACCGUGGAGACCCUCAGAACGGAGGACCCCAGCGCUGUGCUUUGUCUCUACAAGACAGACCACGAUUGUGUCAUGAAGUUCACGUAUUCUGAGCACGCCAGCGGACAAUCCAUCCUCACAGCUCUAAAAGAGCCAGAGUGUGGUGGUGGGCCAGACGCUCUGAUGGUGCUGCUGGCAGUGGUGGGAAGCAUCCUGCUGGUUGGAGUGGUGCUGCUCGCCGUCUGGAAGUUGGUCAUCACCAUUCACGACCGACGAGAGUUCUCACGCUUCCAGAACGCACGCUCGCGAGCCCGAUACGAGAUGGCCUCCAACCCUCUGUACAAGCAGCCCGUCACUACACAUCUUGUUGAAACAGAUUUCAGCAUGUACGAGAAGUCCUACAACGGGGGGGUCCACUGAUCCCUCAGCACAGGGCUCGGCAGGACCGGUCCGACAAACAGAUCCCUGGAGGACAGGUGGGGAGAGGGUGCCGAGAUGGACAGCGGACUGAACACAAGCUCAUCCCUCUGCACGCUUCACAACUGACAAACAGAAGUGAAAUGAACUAGACUGUGUCCGAGGGGGGGGGGGGUCUGUGGUCUUUUUAUCUUUACGGAGGAGAUUCAAGCCUACCACAGAAACCUGAUGUGACUUUUUGUUUUUUCUUCACCUGUGUGUGUCACUGACAGCAGCGGCAGUCGGUGGAACCAAGCAUGAACUCCUUGGUCUUGUUUAGAGAGAGAAAGAGAGAGUAGAGUUAGCGGUGAGUUUGUCUGCAGUUACACAAGAUAAACAAACUCUCAUGAAAACCAUAACUCCCACCACAUAAAUCCCACAGUCACUCUUUGUACAGAGCAGGCAGGACAUUGGCUUAUAUUUGUAUAUUUUUAUAAACACAAAAAGAAAAUGCCUUUUUUAGUAUAAACUAUGCACCCAACAGGACUCUGAAGCAUUAGCAUAUCACUCCGCAGUAGAUCAUUUCAGAUUCACAGGAUUAUUAGAAAGCACAUGUUUCUGCUAUGAUGACGUUGAUGGUACUACUAACAUUUACUAAGCAAUAGACUUCUUACCUUCGUUUUGCACAGAGAAUAUUAAGUGUCAAGUCUCGUAAAGAUUGAAAUUUUCUUUUGUGUUGUGUGUGUACGUGUGUGUGUGUGUUAUUGUAUGCUCCAAUUGCACUCCCUUCUCUUAAUCUGAAUUGCAGGGUGCCAAUUUACCCCCCCCCCAGUCUAUGAACCCUGAGAGGAUACAGCUUACAUUUGUUGUUUUGUUAGCAAAUCAAAGACCAAAACCAACAGCGUGGUAGAGAUCUGUAGGAGCCAAGCAUACUCCUAAUGAAGACAGAAAUCUUUAAAAUGUGUCAAAAAUAAAAGAGGCACAGCCAUUUCGGCUGAGCACUGUGGGUUUUAGCAAACAUUACUUAAAGCAGCAAAAAGGAGCUCAUUCUGUGAUGAUUCUGGUGGCCCCUGUGGACAAAAGCUGUCCUCUUUCUACUGCUUUGUUUUAAUGAUUUCAAGGGGAAUCUUAGCUGGCAGGCAUUAACAAUAACUCUAUAGACAUAGCCAGUCUUCUCCCUGAUGGUCCUUUUGUUUGUGUAGGUCAUAUAGAGGCAUCAGUAUUAAACUGAAACUGUUUCAUUACCAGUUGUAGUCCUUGUAGUACGUUUAUGUAAGAGGAAUCACUGAGUUUGUUGGGGACUAUUUUUAGCAGUGGAUUAAUACACGUUCUAGGAGUUCUAGUGAGUAUUUACAGUAAUCUUUUCUUUUUCUCUUUUCUCCAAAACAUCAAAUAUUCUCUAGUUCCAGUUUCAGGAGUCAGCGCAAGAAUUUGCUGAUUUUCCCAGUUUUCUGUCAUCAUAAAAUGAAUAUCUGACAAUCUAAAGAUGUCAUCUUGGGCAUUAGGAUAUUGUGGAAUCGAUUUUUAAAGCUAUUUUCAGACAUUUGUUGACCAAAUUAAUCAAGAAAAUAAGUAGAUUAAUCUGUAAGGAAAAUAAUGGUUAGUUGCAGUAACAUGAAGUUUGUGGACAGUGGAGCUCUGACACAGCGGAGUGAGAAAUAUCAUGAUUUGGAUACACACACGCACACACAAUACUUGUAGGUGGAUCUGUUCUUUGUUGGUUUUGGUCUUUUGCUUUGAUUUGUUGACAGUAAGAAAAAUCUGAAUCAUCACCAGCCUCUGAACCCUUAAGACCUCACAAUCAGAGACCACUUCAUAUGAUAAAUACUGUAUAUCCAGCACUGUGGUAACUGCCUUAAAGCAUUCUCAUGUGAUCAAGUACAUUUGUUACAUUUGUGAUCAGUGGAAAUGCAGAGUGGGUCACAGGUCUGACUUGGAAUACAGACAGUGCUUUGAGUACAUGUGGAUUUAGGCACACAAUAUGACUGGCUGCUGUGUCCACCCAGCCUGCAUCGGGAGUGGGUGGAAACUUUGAGACACCUCAAAGGAUAGUGUCCAGAAUCAUAAAUCUGCCAUCCCUGUUCCAACAGGAAGAGGCGCAGUCUCAACUGUCACAGGGAAUCUGACAGUGAGAAAUGCUAGAGGGGUCAAGCCUGGACGAGAAAGAAGGGUGCUCUGUGGCCUUUGGUGUGAUGGUCAUACAGUAAAAAUGGCAGGGACUUGGAGUUUGUAUGUGUAAGAGUGUAUUUGAGUGAAAAGAGUGUAUGUAAAUAAUAUUACAUGGGUAUGUAUGUACAUACAGUGCCAAAUGAAAUGAACAUGUUUCCAGUUGAAGAGUUUUUGACUUGGCUUGGCUGUGUCUCGGCACAGUUUACUAAAACUCUCCCACACACACUUUUUUCAGCUCAGACAUAAAUCUUUAAUAUAAAGUUCUUCCUGUACAGUUGUGAACAUUUUCACAUGGUUGAACAGUCCACAAAUGGACUCACACCACUACAUGUUUAUGUAAUACAGCACACAGAGCAAGAACAAUAAAUUUGCUUAUGUCAAAA